AUGAAAACACAAACAGAAAUUACACAGAUCUCUUAUAGAUUCUGUUCAAGUACAUUUCUUGACACGACACUCAUAUCGAAGUCCAACUUGGUCCCUGUGAUAACAUAUGUGCGUGAAAGUGCUGACGAAGACGAAGAGGAGUCAGACAAGGACUCGGAAGAAGAUCUUGAAGAGGAGGAGAACGGCAACAGUGGCGACGGCUCCGAUGAGGAAGACGGAAGCAAUGGUGAGGAAGAAGAUGACGCCGAAGAUGAAGACGAAUUUGAAGACGAAGAUUAUGACGAAGAAUAUUCCUUUACUACCACAAAGCUGAUGUAUCGAUACGUUUAG
Ostertagia ostertagi is the source of this 330-nucleotide messenger RNA. Lineage: Eukaryota; Metazoa; Nematoda; Chromadorea; Rhabditida; Trichostrongylidae. The record is from the annotation of a GenBank genome assembly.